AUAUUGACAGUGCUUGUAAUAAAUAAAUCACCAUCACAAAUCCAUCGUACAUCACAGAAACCCUGCACACAAAUGGGAUAAAUUGAAUAAAAGCAUACUAGUAAUGUGUUAUUUACCACUUCAGCAGUCAGUUCAAUAGUAUAGGUCCGGACGUGUGAAGCCACUGGACUAGGGAGGCUAUCUUUAGCAUCAUCCCAGUUGCUGGUGCCUUUAAGAGAAGGUUGAGCACAGACCAGCGACAUGAGGCGGGCACAAGCAUGUCUAAUGUUUCUUUCUAAAUAGACCCUAAAGGAGUAGACACACUGUGCCAGGGAACACACACACUCUCGCGUAGACUACUUUCGUCUUUGUGCUACGCCACUUAAAGCGAGAUAUGGCUGCUGCUGGCACUGUGCUGACUAAGGAGCAGCUUCUGUGCCCCAUCUGUCUGGAUUUGUUCAACCAGCCAGUCUCCACUCCUUGUGGGCACAACUUCUGCAGAGAUUGCAUACAAAGAUACUGGCAGAGCGCUAAUCUGUCACAGUGUCCCAUGUGCAAGCAGAAGUUCUACAGGAGGCCAGAGCUCAAAGUUAACACCUUCAUAUGUGAAGUGGCUUCCCAGUUCAAGAAUUCAUUGGAAAAGAAAGACAAAGAAGAAUCCAUUACAGUGGACCAGCAUUCAAGCCAUAAAGGAGACGUCUCAUGUGAUGUAUGCGUUGGAAAAGGAGUCAAGGCUCUUAAAUCGUGCCUAGAGUGCUUGGCCUCCUUCUGUGAAACUCACCUGGAGCCCCAUCAUGUUUUAGGCACCUUCAAGAAACACCACCUGAUCAACCCCACAAUGAACAUGCAAGACAGGGUGUGUAAGAAGCACGCAAGACUGCUAGACCUGUUCUGUCACACUGACCAGACUUGUGUGUGCCAGAUCUGUAUUAAGAGAGACCACAGUGCUCAUCACACUUUGUCCAUAGAGGAUGAGAGCAGGGAGAGGAGAGCUCAAAUCCAAAGGGUAAAUGCAGAGGUGGAAGAAAUGAUUAAAUGCCGACGUGAAAAAAUCAGCGAAAUCAAUCAAACCGUUGAGCUCAGCCGAGUGAACACAGACCGAGAGAUUGAAGAGAGCAUGCAAGUCUUCAACAAUCUGCUCCACUUUGUCCAGAGGGGUCAAGCUGAGGUGGUGGAGGUGAUUGGUACAAAGCAGAGGAACAUUGAAGGCAAGGCCAGAGGUCUCAUCGUGGAGCUGGAGCAGGAGAUCAGUGAGCUGAGGCGGAGGAACGCGGAGCUGGUGGAGCUCUCGCACACCGAAGACAACUUCUUUCUCAUCAACAGCUUUCCAGCUUCCUCUACACCUCCGGCCACCAAAGACUGGUCCACCACCUGCGUGGAGAGUGCUGUGUAUGUGGGCACGGUCAGGCGGGCAGUGAGGAGAGUGGCGUGUCAGCUCGAGGAGACAGUAAAGGCUGAGGUGAAGAGGCUGUGUGAGACCGAAUUUCAGAGGGCCAAGCAAUGUGCUGUGGAUGUGACUCUGGAUCCAGAUACAGCUCAUCCCAAACUGGUGCUGUCUGAAAAUAAGAAGCAGGUGUUUCACUGUGAUGUAGCGCAGAGCUUUCCGGACAACCCGCUGAGAUUUUACCCCGGUGUCAGCGUUUUGGGAAAGGAGGGUUUCUCCUCCGGCCGGUUGUACUGCGAAGUCCAGGUGAAAGGCAAGACGGAGUGGGAUAUUGGAGUCGGGCUCCAGUCCGUCAACAGGAAAGGAGGGAGUAUACUGAACCCUGAGACAGGCUACUGGGCCCUGGGGAUGAGGAAGGACAACAGCUACUGGGCCCUCAGCAGCACUCCUAUCCGCGUGCCGCUGGUCGGGAAGCCCCAGAGGGUCGGGGUGUACGUGGAUCUGGACUGGGGGCAGGUUUCUUUUUACGACACAGAGUCCGCUUCUCACAUCUACUCAUUCACUGGAUAUUCAUUCAAGGAAAGACUUUUCCUGUACCUUAACCCUCGCCGCAAUCAUGGUGGCGUCAACUCUGCCCCUCUGAUCAUCAUGCCCGUCGGCGUCUGAAAAUCCGACGUUUCCUCGGGUUUCAUCGCGUUUCUUUUUCAAAUCACAGUUAGCAGAGGUCCAACAUGUUAAUUGCUGCUGUUUUCCCUAAAUAAAAUGUUGUUGUCAAUUCA
Molecule: messenger RNA, 2142 nt
Organism: Pungitius pungitius (ninespine stickleback)
Lineage: Eukaryota; Metazoa; Chordata; Actinopteri; Perciformes; Gasterosteidae
Product: E3 ubiquitin-protein ligase TRIM39-like
Exons: 2
Coding region: 374-2029 (551 amino acids)
Molecular function (GO): protein binding; zinc ion binding
Source: RefSeq, a predicted model, not a curated record